Messenger RNA from Clavispora lusitaniae ATCC 42720, 1353 nucleotides. Its product is annotated as nucleoside transmembrane transporter. Gene Ontology annotation, molecular function: nucleobase transmembrane transporter activity; nicotinamide riboside transmembrane transporter activity. NCBI's taxonomy places the organism in Eukaryota, Fungi, Ascomycota, Pichiomycetes, Serinales, Metschnikowiaceae. The record is from RefSeq and is a predicted model, not a curated record. Gene Ontology annotation, biological process: nucleoside transmembrane transport. Gene Ontology annotation, cellular component: fungal-type vacuole membrane.
AUGACCCGAACACCGUCUGUGGUCAGCCACAAUCCAGUGGUGCUUCGUGCUGGCCCACUCAAAAUCACUUUGUCCCAGUUGAAAUACUUCACUUUUACCAUGAUCGGCAUCGCUCUCUUAUGGCCUUGGAAUUGUUUUCUUUCUGCCUCAGCUUACUAUGGUGAUCGGUUUGUCCAUACGAAGCCGCUUGUCAAGGUCUAUUCCUCGACCAUGAUGUCUGUCUCGACUGUGGUUUCCACGUGUUACAACUAUUAUCUUUCGCAAGUGCAACAAGGCGUUAACUACACCUUCCGUAUCAACAUCGGCUUGGGUUUGACCAUAGGUGUUUUUGUAUUGAUGGCAUUCUCGUGUGUGAUGGAUCUCUUCAUACGCAUGAACGACUAUGCUUUCUUUGUUGGUCUAAUGGUGAUGGUUUUGAUUAGUGCCAUGGCCACAUGCUUGGCCCAAAAUGGAACCAUGGCCACGGUCAAUGUUUUGGGGCAGAUAUACACAAAUGCUGUCAUGGUCGGUCAAGCUAUUGCUGGUACACUUCCUGCUAUUGCUUUGAUUGUCUCCAUUUUACUUGUGGGUGAAAAGGGAGCUUCUAUCACCGCUCUUGAAGGAGACGACGACUACUACGUACAGAAGAACUUUGGCGUUUUCAUGUACUACAUUACUGCCAGUGUGAUUUCGGCUGCGUCUAUUGGUUUAUUAGCGCUUACAAACUACUACAGAAAUGACUACUACUACCGCUCUUUAACGGAAAUUAUUCUGGAUGAAGAAGGUAUUGAAGGACUUGAACCCCAAACAACAAUUCAGGAAAACUACGUGCCAUUUGCUGUCUUGUGGAGCAAACUUAAGUUCAUCGUGCUGACGAUUUUCUUGACAUUCAGUGUGACUUUGGUGUUUCCCGUAUUUGCAUCUGUCGUGGAGUCGGUUCACGUCGACUCCACGCAUGUGUUUUUCCGUAAAAGUAUCUUCAUUCCAUUCAUUUACCUUGUAUGGAACUUGGGCGAUUUAGUUGGGCGGAUCGCAUGUGGUGCCAAAAAUUCUAUUUUCUUAGUGAAAAACUCGCAUACUUUGCUCUGGUACUCUGUGGGACGUCUACUUUUCAUUCCCUUGUUCAUGACAUGCAACAUCCAUCCAGGCUCUGUGACUCCACUAAUUUCUUCGGAUGUGUGGUAUAUCUUGCUCCAGUUCUUGUUCGGUUUCUCCAAUGGCCAAUUGUGUACUUCUUGUUUCAUGGUUGUGGGAUCGCAUUGCGACAAUGACGACGAGAAAGAGGCUGCGGGCGGCUUUACUGCAGUAUUUUUGAGUGUGGGCUUGGCUGUGGGAAGUUUGUUGAGUUAUCUUUUGGUGUUUGUAGUUGGCUGA